Messenger RNA from Rotaria sp. Silwood2, 798 nucleotides. NCBI's taxonomy places the organism in Eukaryota, Metazoa, Rotifera, Eurotatoria, Philodinida, Philodinidae. The record is from the annotation of a GenBank genome assembly.
AUGAAAGAACUUGAUCUUGCCUUUGAUGAAGAUAUUUUUCACAGGAGAACAUCACGUACGCCAACAUUCACAUUAAGUUCAUCAUCUUCUGCAUCUUCGUCAUGUUCUAAUCUAUCUAAUAAUCAAAAUGGACGAACAUCAAAAACAACAACGACAUCAACGUAUACUUCAUCAUCUAAUUCAUAUAGUUCGGAAAAACGACUCCUUAUACAUUCCCAAUCGCUCAUGCUAGAUAAUCAACGACAGCGUCCAACUAUUUAUGAUCCUUAUAAAUUAUCAUCAAAUCUGCAAAUCCUAAAUGAUUGGAUGAUUACAACGACGGGUAAAAGUCGAAGAGAAUUGAGCGAAGUGCAUGGUUUUUCUGAAGAACAAAUUGCUGUAUUCGAAGAAUCAUUUUCUUUGCUGGACAAAGACGGAGAUGGAAAUAUAUCAAAUUAUGAAAUUCGUUCAUUAAUGAAUUCACUAGGUUAUUCACCAAGUGAAGAAGAUAUUUCAACUGUGAUAUCAAAAGUUGAUACUGAUGGUAAUGGAAGUGUUGACUUUGAUGAAUUUUUAACUAUGAUGCGAUGUCGUCGAUCAACAGGCGAAAGUGAUACAGAAUUAUAUCAAGUUUUUAGAGUUUUCGAUAAAAAUCGAGAUGGUUAUAUUGAUAAAGAUGAACUUUAUGAUAUGCUGUCAAGGCUUGGUGAACAUAUAACAGAAGAAGAUGUUAAAGAAAUGAUUGCAGAAGCUGAUUGUCUUGAUCAUGAUGGAAAAGUCUCUUAUGAAGAAUUUAAAGCAAUAUUAUAUUCAAAAUAA